This is a messenger RNA of Pelecanus crispus (Dalmatian pelican), 1686 nucleotides long. NCBI's taxonomy places the organism in Eukaryota, Metazoa, Chordata, Aves, Pelecaniformes, Pelecanidae. The record is from RefSeq and is a predicted model, not a curated record.
AUGCAUGCUGCCCCCGGCCACAGGCUGCCCCUUGCCACGCUCCUCCUCUGCCUCCUCCUGCAGCAGCCGGGCAGCAGCAAGGCAUGGAAGCAGCAUGCCCCGCGCCUUCGCCUCGCCUACAAAGAUCUGCUGAAAUCCAACAGCUCUCGCCUGUUGCUGGCCUCAGGGGAUGGGCUGGAUUUCCAAGCCCUCUUGGUGGAUGAAGACAGGGCCUGGCUGAUGGUGGGAGCAAAAAACCACAUCUUCCUGCUCCACCUGGAUCAUCCCAGCAGAGAGCCUGAGAAGAUUUUCUGGCCAGCCUCCAGGGAGCAGGUUGAGCAUUGCCAGCUGGCGGGGAAGAACAUAGAGACGGAGUGUGCCAACUUCAUCCGCCUCCUCCAGCCCUUCAACAGGAGCCACGUGUUCGCCUGCGGGACUGGCUCCUACCAGCCUGUCUGUGCUUUCAUCCAGCUGGGAGCCAGGGGGAAGGGUCCCGGGGCUCCCCCCAUGCGGUUGGUGACCCACUCCUUGGAAUCGGGGCGAGGACGUUGCCCAUACAGCCCCCAUGAACCCUUCACGGGACUCCUCAUUGAUGGGGAGCUGUAUUCAGGCACCUCCAGUGACUUCAUGGGCAGCAGCGCUGCCUUCUUCCGGACCUGGGUCCAUGGGGCUGAGCAGAGCUACAUCCGGACAGAGCAGAACCAGGACCACUGGCUACACGAGCCUGCGUUUGUCGGUGCCUACGCCAUCCCCGAUACCUACAACCCCCACGACGACAAGGUCUACAUCUUCUUCCGUGAGACGGCCAUGGAGGCUGGGCAGUGGGAGAGGCGGCACAUCCAUGCCAGGGUGGCCCGGGUCUGCAAGAACGACGUUGGAGGGAAGCGCAGCCUUAUCAACCGCUGGAGCACGUUCCUCAAGGCCCGCCUGGUGUGCUCCAUCCCUGGGCCCCAGGGCACUGAGACCCACUUCGACCAGCUCGAGGAUGUUUUCCUCUUGCGCACCCGGGACCCCCAGAACCCCCUCGUCUUCGGCCUCUUCACAGUCUCCAGCGGUGUCUUCAGCGGCUCUGCUGUCUGCGUCUACUCCAUGGCUGCUGUGAGAGCUGCCUUCAGUGGCCCCUUUGCUCACAAGGAGGGAUUCGACUACCGCUGGACAGAAUACAAAGGCCGCGUCCCCUAUCCCCGUCCUGGCACGUGCCCCAGCGAGACGUAUGACCCCCUGCUGCAGUCCACCAAGGACUUCCCCGACGAGGUGAUCAGCUUCAUGCGCACCCACCAGCUGAUGUGGGAGCCCGUGUACCCGCAGGGUCGCCAGCCUGUCCUGGUGAGGGUCAACGUACCUUACCGGCUGGGGUCCUGCUGGCUUGGGUGGCUCCCAGCCCUGACAGCUCCUUCUCCUGCUGCGUUCACAGAUGAAGGUAAAGUCCUGAAGGUGGGGCUGGCCAGCGGGGUGAGCCACGGCACUGAGGUGAUCAGCCUGGAGGAGAUCAGCGUCACUAAGGUGCCUUCUCCCAUCUUGGACAUGAAGUUAUCACCGAAGCGGCAGGAGCUGUUUGUGAGCAGCACCCACGGGCUGCUCCAGCUCUCCCUCUACCGCUGCGAGCUCUACGGCAAAACCUGCACUGACUGCUGCCUGGCCAGGGACCCCUACUGCACCUGGGACAGCAAGACCUGCGCCCCACACCUGCUCACUGAGAAGAGGUGA